Messenger RNA from Papaver somniferum (opium poppy), 462 nucleotides. RefSeq lists its product as uncharacterized. Gene Ontology annotation, cellular component: cytoplasm; ubiquitin ligase complex. The transcript is spliced from 2 exons. Gene Ontology annotation, molecular function: zinc ion binding; ubiquitin protein ligase activity; ubiquitin conjugating enzyme binding. Gene Ontology annotation, biological process: protein polyubiquitination; ubiquitin-dependent protein catabolic process; positive regulation of proteasomal ubiquitin-dependent protein catabolic process. NCBI's taxonomy places the organism in Eukaryota, Viridiplantae, Streptophyta, Magnoliopsida, Ranunculales, Papaveraceae. Bases 1 to 462 code for a protein of 153 amino acids. The record is from RefSeq and is a predicted model, not a curated record.
AUGUCGUUCAAUCCUCUCAGGAAACGUAUUCGAGAAGUGGUGCCGUGUUCAUUGCGAAUCCGCAGUACUCUUAGAAUCAUCAAAAGGUGGGUUGCUUAUGGAAGAUCUUACUGCCCUUAUCGAGAUUGUUCUGAAUUGGUUUUGAAUGAAUGUGUUGAAACUAAUAGUACUACCAAGGUGACUAAAUCAAACUGUCCUAACUGCAAAAAACUCUUCUGUUUUCAUUGCAUGGUUCCGUGGAAAGAGAACCAUCGUUGUACUGAUAGAAGUGAGACUACAAUUGACAUUGACAGUAAUGAUGUUUUCUUCAUUGAGAAUGUUAAACACAACAAGUGGGUACGGUGUCCGUCGUGCAACCAUUAUGUUGAGCGCAACCAGGGAUAUGUAAAACCAGAUUUUGUUAUAAUUGCGGAGAACGGAUUUGUAUAUGCAAAAACAGACUACGAUGCUGGCAAAUUCUGA